AUGCCUUCAUGGAAAAAACAAAAUAAUCCAGUACCACCUUAUUUGAUUGGAACACCUGGAAAAUAUAUUAGAAGAGAAAGUCCUCCUCGAUUUCCUACACUAGAUGUUAAUCCUAAAAUUAAAUCAAAUAUUCCUAAUAUACAAUUAACAAAGAUUUCAGAUAAUAAUAAAACAAGUCAUAGAAGUAGUACAAUUUCUGAAACAUCUAGUCAUCCAUCACAAAAUAUAACUGUUCCAUCAAUAAGAGGUAUACAAAAUACUAAUGGUUUAAAAAAAAGUAGCCAUCGUUUUGAAUUAUCUUCACAUUCUUUUGCUAAUCAUCAUCCAAUUCAUGGUGGACAAAAAGAUAAUCCCUGCAACAAACCAACAUUAACUUCAUCAGUUUCAAUAGGUAAUGUUGUUCAACAUUCAAAUGAAAAUGAAUAUAGACCAAUAAAUCAUGUUCAAUCUCAACAGGCAUUAUCACUAAGAUCUCUACCAAUGAUAAAUUGUAACAAUAAUGAAGAAUUAACAUUACCUGCUAACUGGUCAGUUGAAAUGACAGAUGAAGGUUUGUUAUAUUAUGUUGAUCAUAAUAAUCGUGUAACACAUUGGGUUCAUCCUUUUGCUAGAGAAAAUUUACCUUAUGGUUGGCAAAAAAUUUUUCAUCCAGAACAUGGUGUUUUAUAUUACAAUGAAUAUGAAAAUAUUACACAAAUAGAACAUCCUGGAAUUGCACAAGAUAUAGAUGCUAUUUAUGAAUCACCUUCAGUUCAGGCAAUUGUUCAACAACCAUCUGCAGAGAAAGAUGAAUUUAUUGAAGAGGUAAGUAUUAUUAAUGAAGAGGAAGUUCCACAAUGGUUAAAAUUAUAUGCUACAGCAGAUACAGAAAGUGAUCAUUUAUUAAAUUGGAAUUUAUUUAAACUUUCACAAUUAGAUAGUUUUGAUGGAAUGUUAUUUAAAUUAUUCAAGCAAGAAAUAUUAAAUGUAGCACAAAGAUAUGAAAAAUUACGCCGUGAAAUUAAUAUUGAAUUGGUAAAUCGACGUUGUGAUCAACAUUAG
Molecule: messenger RNA, 1041 nt
Organism: Strongyloides ratti
Lineage: Eukaryota; Metazoa; Nematoda; Chromadorea; Rhabditida; Strongyloididae
Product: Protein salvador homolog 1
Exons: 2
Coding region: 1-1041 (346 amino acids)
Biological process (GO): regulation of cell population proliferation; apoptotic process; hippo signaling
Molecular function (GO): protein binding; molecular adaptor activity
Source: RefSeq, a predicted model, not a curated record